GAAAUUUUUAUCUCUAAAAUAAUAAUCGAUUGUUGUUUUUUUUGAUAAUGGAUUGUUGUAAUUGUUAGCUUAUCAAUCUAAUAAUAUGUACCUUAGGGUUAGCAUGACCCAUAACAACUUCUUUUUUUUUUAUAAUUCAAAGCCCUUUCCACUUCGUUUUUGAAGAAAACCAUCACCAUUCACCAAAGACAAAAAAAAAGAAAAAAAAAAACACGUUUUUUAAGAAUCGAGGAGCUUGUAGUAUCAUAGACAACAAGUUGGAGUCAGCACUGAACUCAAUUUUCCGGUAAACGGAGCCGGAGUUGUUCGCCGGCCGCCAGCAACAGUGAAAACGUUGUGUAAGGUUUGUGGAAUUUUCUUCCACAAUGGCUAACAAAUCUAAAGAAGAGCCUAAAACUGCUCCUCAGCCUGAUAGGUGGUAUGAUCUUACCCUUGGACCUUCUUUCAAAGAUGAAUCGUCUAACAAAUACUGCACUCUGCGAUAUGAAUUUAAGCCAGCUUCAAUUGAUAAGACUAAGCCAGGAUUGCUACGCAAGACCAAAGAGAAUAGAGUCUCUGUGGAAUUUCAGAACAACCAAAUAGGAAAACCCAAGGUGACAUUUGAGGGAAAUAGUGAGGAAUACAAGGAAAACGAUGCUGUAUUGUUCUUUGAUGGCCGGACACUUCGGUUGGAGCGGCUUGAUAGGGCUGUGAAGCAACUGCGACACCUUCGAAUGCCUGGCGAGUCUUCAGCUGCUGCGGCUGGAACUGUUACUGCUCCAGCUGGACCAACUUUGGAUCCUCGGUCAUCUCCCAUUGGGAAGCCCAUAAAACCGGCACCUUUUGGCAGUGGCAGGAGCUCAAAUCAAGCUGUACCAGUUGAAGUAGAACGUAUUGAUGUUGGUGAACCUGAAAAUCCUGGCCUCAAAUCUGGUUCCAAGAGGUCAGCUGAUCAUCUAAAUGAACCACCCACUGUUUACGCUACCUCACCAGUUGCCAUAAAUGAAGCCGAAGAACCUGGAGAGAUAGACAUGGAAGAACUUUUUGGAGGUGGAACACCUGAGGAUGACAACAAUGUUGAAGAAAAGGAUAAUGUUGGAUUUGACAUGAAUGUUCCACUCACUGAUGAUGAAAUUGCUGAUGUAGAUGAUAGUGGUGAUGAGGUGGACAAAGGACCCAAUGCUGCUGAAGCUCUCAGAGCCCAGGUGAAUGCAGAGGGGAGGAAUGAGCAAACAUCUACUUCCAGUAGUAGCAGUGGCAGUGGAAGCAGUGGAAGCGGUAGUGGGAGCAGUAGCAGCAGUGAUAGUGAAGGCAGUGAUGAAGACUCGGUUACCUCGAUAUAAAAUUGCAUAACCGUGGGAUUUUUCCUUCUUUUCCUUUUAUCAGUUAUCGUUUUUGUUGCGAAUAAUCCAAUAUAUAUAAAAUGUGUUUAUCAAGCCUGGGUUAGGUUUUUCACUUUUUCUUUCUUUUCCUUUUAUAAUUUAUAGUUUUUGUCACAAAUUAUCCAAUAUAUAGAAUGUAUUUAUUAAGCCUGGGUUAGAAAAAUGUAGAUUCUAAAAGGUUGGGAAUUUUGUUAUAUAUGACAAAUAGAGUGCAAAAGGGUAUUAGUGAUAUGGUACUGUAUAUAAGUAUAUUUGAUGUUUUUAAAUCGUCUUUAA
Molecule: messenger RNA, 1637 nt
Organism: Trifolium pratense (red clover)
Lineage: Eukaryota; Viridiplantae; Streptophyta; Magnoliopsida; Fabales; Fabaceae
Product: ELL-associated factor 1
Exons: 5
Coding region: 366-1322 (318 amino acids)
Biological process (GO): regulation of transcription elongation by RNA polymerase II; positive regulation of DNA-templated transcription
Cellular component (GO): super elongation complex
Molecular function (GO): transcription elongation factor activity
Source: RefSeq, a predicted model, not a curated record